AUGACAAUAACUGAAGUAAGGAACAGAACUACAGUUACCAAGUUCAUCCUCUUGGGAUUCUCUGACUUGCCAAAGCUCAGAGUCAUCCUCUUUUCAACAUUCCUAGGGAUCUACCUCAUGACAGUAUUCUGGAACCUGGGUCUGAUCACUCUGAUCAAGAUGGAUGCCCAUCUGCACACACCCAUGUACUACUUCCUCAAUAAACUUGCCUUCUUAGACAUAUGCUAUGUAUCCUCCACAAUCCCCAAGAUGCUCUCAGACUUCUUCCAGGAGCAGAAAGUCAUCUCCUUUGUGGGGUGUGCUGUGCAGUACUUCUUCUUCUCUAGCUUUGGUCUGACUGAGAGCUGUCUUCUAGUGUCCAUGGCUUAUGGUCGAUACGCUGCCAUUUGUAGUCCUCUUCUUUACACAGCCAUCAUGUCCCCGACUCUCUGUCUACAGCUCUUCAUAGGCUCUUGCAUAACUGGAUCCUUUGGCUCAUUUAUCCAACUGUGUGGCUUACUUCAGCUUCAAUUCUGUGGGCCCAAUGUCAUUAACCAUUUCUUCUGUGACCUGCCCCAACUACUGAACUUAUCUUGUUCUGACACAUUUUUCUUACAAGUUAUAACUUCUGUGAUGACAGUGAUCUAUGCACUGACCUCUGUCUUAGUUAUCAUGGUAUCCUAUGGUUAUAUCGUUGCCACCAUUCUGAAGAUGAGCUCAGCAGAAGGCAGGUCCAAGGCUUUCAACACCUGUGCUUCUCACCUGACAUCAGUGACUUUUUUCUAUGGCUCAAGCUCUUUUGUGUAUUUAUGCCCCAGUUCUGAUGAUUCUCUUAGCGAAAGCAAGCUAGCUUCGGUUAUAUACACUUUGGUGAUUCCCCUGCUAAACCCAUUGAUCUAUAGCCUGAGAAAUAAGGAAAUCAAAGAUGCCCUAAUCAGAUCUAAGAAGAGAAUUUUCUCCUGA
Echinops telfairi (small Madagascar hedgehog) is the source of this 942-nucleotide messenger RNA. Its product is annotated as olfactory receptor 1440-like. Gene Ontology annotation, molecular function: olfactory receptor activity; G protein-coupled receptor activity; odorant binding. Bases 1 to 942 code for a protein of 313 amino acids. NCBI's taxonomy places the organism in Eukaryota, Metazoa, Chordata, Mammalia, Afrosoricida, Tenrecidae. Gene Ontology annotation, cellular component: membrane. Gene Ontology annotation, biological process: G protein-coupled receptor signaling pathway; sensory perception of smell. The transcript has a single exon. The record is from RefSeq and is a predicted model, not a curated record.